CGAGAAGCCGCUGUCCCCGGCUUACCUCCGCCUACAAAUACCGUGUCUUAUCCACACUCCCUCCUCCUAAAAAUCCUAAUCCUUUGUUUCUUUCCAUUCUUUCAUCGAAAUAUCAAAGGCGGCCUCUUUCCUCCUUCCGAUCUAACAGUUUGAAGCCUGUUCUCUCCAUCUUCACAUUCCUUUUUUUCCCCGGGUCGAUUGUUCGAUUAUAUAUAUUAAUGUACAUCAAACUAUGCUUACUUUUUGACAACCCGACAUAGAUUUCUCCAUCCCAGAUAUGAAAUCUGUCCUAAUGCGUCGAAUCCGUAUCCUCCAUUCUUUCUCAGUUGUCUUUCUUUACUGGUUCUACGUGUUCUCACUCCUCGUGAACUAAACCGACCCUCCUUUAGUACUCUUUCUUUCUUCUUGCCUGUUAUAGAAAUCCCUAAUUUCUUCCUCCCUCAGUCUGCUGUUAAAUUACAAAUAGUCGACCCAAUCCUACAAUAAAAAAGACCUUGUUACAGGAGAGACGAAGCAAUGGCUUCCUCCAUGCAACAUCAGCCCGCGAGCUCUAAUUCAUCAUCUGAUGCGGACCAACGCUAUGCCAUGUAUGAUGAAAAGAAGAGGAAGAGAAUGAUAUCAAAUCGCGAGUCGGCGAGGAGGUCUAGGAUGAGGAAACAGCAGCACGUCGAGGAAUUGUGCGCCCAGAGAGCUCUGCUGCAGAAGGAGCAGAUUGCUUGCAACCAGAAAAUCGACGCAGUCUCUCAAGGGCUUGCAGCGAUUUCUGCUGAGAAUGAUGUUCUGAGGGCUCAAUGUGCAGAACUGGCCGACCGGUUGCAGUCAAUGAAUGCCAUCCUCCAACUCUGGGCCGAUGUUAAUGAGACUGUGGUGGAUAUCCCCGAGAUUCCUGAUGUUUUGCUCGAGCCAUGGCAGCUGCCUUGUCCAACACUGCCCAUUGUUGCUUCUGCUGAUAUGCUCCAGUUCUAGGCUUCUUCUCCUAUGUGACUAUGUCAUUUAUUUCAUUAUUAAUCCAUUGUUGUCGUUGAUUGUUUCUUAUCAUUGUGUUUCAUUUGGUUCGGUGUCUCUCCCCCAUAAUCUCUAAGGGGCAUCUUGUUGUGCAUAGAUUUUGUUUUUCUUGGGUUUUUGUUGUGAAGUGUGAACUUCAUGCAAUAGGAUUGUCUAUUUUGUGGCAAUAAACUUUAAAAUUCUAGUUGUCUACAGUAUUUCGUAAUAAGAUUGGAAUUGAAGU
Molecule: messenger RNA, 1228 nt
Organism: Cuscuta campestris
Lineage: Eukaryota; Viridiplantae; Streptophyta; Magnoliopsida; Solanales; Convolvulaceae
Source: the annotation of a GenBank genome assembly